This is a messenger RNA of Ornithodoros turicata, 1021 nucleotides long. RefSeq lists its product as uncharacterized. Bases 146 to 730 code for a protein of 194 amino acids. Lineage: Eukaryota; Metazoa; Arthropoda; Arachnida; Ixodida; Argasidae. The record is from RefSeq and is a predicted model, not a curated record. Gene Ontology annotation, molecular function: chitin binding. Gene Ontology annotation, cellular component: extracellular region. The transcript is spliced from 4 exons.
CUGCUGCUUCGGCCUAGCUAGUAUAAAAGACGGCGCCUUUGCAUGGAGAUUCACAAAAGCUCGCCAAAUACUCGGCUUGUGUUCGAAGAACCGUGAACGUUGCAUCCUACGCCACCCUUUCGGUGACUUAGCAAGAGCUACAACAAUGAAGUGUGCCAUCGCAUUCGCAAUUUUGGCCGUUGCCAUCACUGCUGCCAAGGACGAAACAAAGGCUAAAUCUGCUAUUGUAUCAAAAGGAAGGAGCAAGCGUGCUGCCUACGAACUGCCAGAUGGCGUAGAAUUCAUUGUAGGAUCCGUCAAGACCAGCUUCCAGUGUCCAGCCCGCAACGGUUACUUUGCCGACGUGGACAACAACUGCCAACUCUUCCACGUGUGCAACGUCGUCACCCAUCCAGACGGAAACACCGAAGUCCAGCAAUACAGCUUCUUCUGCGGGAACCAGACAGUUUUCAAUCAGCUCACCCUUACCUGUGCCUUCCCAGAGGAAGCCGUCCCAUGUGGCAACGCCCCAGACUUCUUCUAUGUCAACGACAACAUCGGUAUCCCUGAUGCUCCUUUCCUGACCGACGCCGACGUGCAGAAGGGCGUUCAGCUGUACCCCGGCUACGGCCAAAGCAAGGCAGCGGCCGCCUCCAACCUGAGGGAGACGCGAGUCCCAGCAGGACAAAGAAACUACAACUAUGAUAACAACCAGCAGUAUCAGCACCAGCAGCAGCGUUAUUUCCGCUAAAAUGUUUUGUCAUUGUGUCACGUCCUGUUGCACGCGUGUAAACUGCUAAGCUCUAAUAGGAAAAUGAGUGUGGAAGGGAUGACAUAACACCGGUGUGAAAAACUUCACCGUAGCGACAGUCUUAGCUCGACUAGUAGGUCAUACGAAUCAGACACAUUACUUCAAAAGGAGCGUUAACGUAAUGAGCAAUUUUUAGGUAGGCGCGGUAGGAUCGUCCUCUGGGUACAGCCCAGAGAAAUAUACGACUGGCCGAUUUAAAUUUCCUACUGGAGAACAAGAAGCACAAGGCAA